Messenger RNA from Aspergillus novofumigatus IBT 16806, 922 nucleotides. RefSeq names its product Rab family GTPase YPT1. Lineage: Eukaryota; Fungi; Ascomycota; Eurotiomycetes; Eurotiales; Aspergillaceae. The transcript has 5 exons. The record is from RefSeq and is a predicted model, not a curated record. Bases 184 to 789 code for a protein of 201 amino acids. Gene Ontology annotation, molecular function: GTPase activity; GTP binding.
CUCAGAACGCCGCUUCAGUCCAUCUAAGUGCCUAGACAAUCCGAGGCCACACUUACAUCAAUAGCUAGCCACCUAACUCUGCUAUAGUCGUCUCAUCUCAUUCUGCUUUCCCCAACAUUCCAUUCUCACUUCUCACCUCCUUCAAAGCGACCUAGUUCUCGUUGACAGAUACCACCGCUCAUCAUGAAUCCUGAAUACGACUAUCUCUUCAAACUCCUUCUCAUCGGAGACUCUGGCGUCGGAAAGUCUUGCUUGUUACUUCGAUUCGCCGAUGAUACGUACACAGAAAGUUACAUCUCCACCAUCGGUGUCGAUUUCAAAAUCAGAACUAUUGAACUCGAUGGGAAGACGGUGAAGCUCCAGAUUUGGGACACAGCAGGUCAAGAACGUUUCCGAACCAUCACAUCGUCUUAUUACCGUGGCGCCCAUGGCAUCUGUGUUGUUUACGACGUGACCGACAUGGACUCUUUCAACAACGUGAAGCAGUGGCUCCAGGAAAUUGAUCGCUACGCCACAGAAGGGGUCAACAAACUGCUUGUGGGCAACAAGAGCGAUAUGGAAGACAAGAAAGUCGUGGAGUACACCGUAGCCAAGGAAUUCGCCGAUAGUCUUGGAAUUCCUUUCCUUGAAACCUCAGCCAAGAAUGCUUCCAAUGUUGAGCAGGCUUUCUUGACCAUGGCUCGGCAGAUCAAGGAGCGUAUGGGAACUGCCACUGUUAACAACAAGCCGACUGUGCAGGUCGGUCAGGGUCAGGGUGUUCAAUCUGGAUCCGCAGGCGGUUGCUGCUAAGGGAGUCAUGGUAUACACAUGCUGUUCUGUGUUCAAGUGUGUUGUAACUUCUGAGCGACGGAAAGGGUAUUUUAGCCCAGCUCCCAGUGAUGGAUUGCCUUUAUACCGGGAAUCGUUCAGAUAGUCUUCUGGG